Messenger RNA from Saprolegnia diclina VS20, 1056 nucleotides. RefSeq lists its product as hypothetical. The coding region runs from base 72 to 1019 and encodes 315 amino acids. The record is from RefSeq and is a predicted model, not a curated record. Gene Ontology annotation, cellular component: membrane. NCBI's taxonomy places the organism in Eukaryota, Oomycota, Saprolegniomycetes, Saprolegniales, Saprolegniaceae. The transcript is spliced from 5 exons.
CGCCAAUGAUUGGUUCGUCCCUAUCCGAAUAAGACCGGCGUCCGUCAAACUGCAAUCUGCCCGCACGAACGAUGGCAUCCAAGUCCGAGGUCCUCCCGCUCGUGUCGCCCAAGCCGGAGGCGCCGGUGCACCACCACCUCCUCGGCCUCUCGCUCGUCGCGUGCUCGGCCUUCACCUUCAGCCUCAUGUCCUGCGCCAUCAAGUACGAGAGCUACGUCAUGUCGUCGAUGGAGACGGUCUUCUGGCGCUCGGGCUUUGCCUGGAUCCUCAUCCUCAUGGCGGUCAAGUGCCAGCGCGUGAGCUUGUACGUCGCGCCCGAGUACCGCUUCUUCCUCGCGAUCCGCUGCUUUGUCGGCUUCCUCUCCAUGUCGCUGGGCUUUUGGACCAUGUCCCAAAUGGUGCUGGCCGACGCCAGCGUCAUCAUCUUUACGAGCCCCGUCUGGUCCUUCUUCCUCGGCGCGCUCAUCCUGCACGAAACCAUUGACCCGGUCUCGUUUGGCUGCGCGCUUUGCUCGUUCAUCGGCGUCGUCUGCGUCUCUCGGCCGUCGUUCCUCUUUGGCGAGUCGGCCGAAGAGGAUGUCCAUGGCUCCAAGUUUGCGGUCGUCGGCGGCCUCUGCGCAGCAGCCAGCCAAGCGCUCGUCUACGUCGUCGUGCGGGGGCUCAAGGGCCUCCACUUCAUGGUCGUCAUCCAGUACUUCAUGCUUACGUGCACGAUCGGGUCGGGUCUCUGGAUGCUUCUUGUCGAGCAGCGCAUCAAUGUGACGCUGACGCCGGACGUGUGGGCGGCGGCCGUGGCCACGGGCGUCCUCGGCUUUGUGGGUCAGCUCUUCAUGACCAAGGGUUUCCAGCUCGAGAACGUCGGGAUUGCGUCCGUCAUGCGGUACCUCGACAUUGUCUUUGUCUUCAUCUGGGACAUUACGCUUCUGCGCGAAGCCAUCAACCUCUGGAGCGUCCUCGGCGCCGUCAUCAUUUGCUCGUGCGCGAUCGUGAUCGCCCUCCGCAAGGCGCACAAGCAGUAGAACUAACUUUGAAUCCAUGCAUAUUUGACGCCACCGA